AAGUGACAUUUCUUUAUUACCCCAACUCACUUACUUUUUCUCUUACUCUGAUGUUUUGAAAGGAAAUGAAAGUUUUCCUCCCAUAUGGAACCAAUCUCUCAGACUCAGGCCAAUCUAUCAGCUAGCAGAGUAACUUCCUUCACCAAAACUCAAGGAUGAAAAUGAAAAUCUUCUUCUGUUCAUCCUCAUUUUCCCUUCAACUUCUGCUAACACUUGUCUCUAUUCUUCAUUCUUUCCCUGUCUGCUCCACCAAUCAGAAUGCAGCAAAAGUUGUGCCCGACAAGAUCCUCUCUUCCAACAUGGAUCCACUAGAACUGGAAACCUUGUUCAAGAUUAUGGAAAUCCUUUCCUCUGAUCAAGACUGGAGAGUUUCAUACCCUAACCCCUGUCAACCAGCCUCAUCCUGGCCUGGAAUUGAGUGCAGAUACACAGCUACUGACAACCAUUUCCAUGUCACCAGGCUUGAUUUUGGCACCCCACCAAAUCCAUCUUGCAAGAACUCAGCUACAUUCCCUUCACAAAUCUUUCACCUCCCACAUCUUGAAUCCAUCUUCAUCUUCCAGUGCUUCACUCAGGCCCCGGCAAGAAUUUCAGUCCCUGCAAACAACCCCUUCACUUCUUCCCUCCAACAGCUGAGCUUGAGAUCAAAUUCUGCUCUUAUUGGCUCAAUCCCACCUCAACUUUCCUCUCUCAAAUCUCUUCAGGUCCUCACAUUAUCACAAAACAAGCUGACAGGGGAAAUCCCAGUCGAGAUUUUCAGCCUCAGCUCUCUUGUACACCUUGACCUCAGCUACAACAUCCUCACAGGUUCAAUCCCCCUGGAAAUUGGCAAUCCCAGAAACCUUGUUGGCCUUGACUUCAGCUACAACAAACUCACGGGUCCAAUUCCUUCUGCACUUGGCAACCUCAGGAUUCUUCAGAAGCUUGAUUUGAGCUCAAAUUCACUCUCUGGAAAGAUUCCAGACACCAUUCAGCAGCUGAACUCCCUGGUAUUCUUUGCUCUUAGCAACAACAGAUUCCAGGGUACCUUCCCCAGGGGCUUGACGGGUUUGCAGAACUUGCAGUACUUCCUAAUGGACAACAACCCCAUGUUUGUCUCUCUUCCCCUGGAACUCAGCCACCUUAAGAAACUUCAAGAACUCAGGCUUUCAAAUUCCGGCUACUCAGGCACAAUCCCGUCAGCCUAUUCCCAGCUGAUGAACCUAAGCUCCCUGUCACUGGAAAACAACCGAUUAUCAGGCCGAAUACCGACGGGUUUCUCCAAUCUUUCCCACAUUUACCACCUGAAUCGCAGCAGGAACUUUCUUGACGGGACUGUGCCCUUCAACUCAACUUUCUUGAAAAGGCUCGGCAGGAACUUGGACCUGAGUGGAAAUCCAGGACUGUGUUUGAGCCCGUCAGCUGCAAAUGCUGUCGAUGUUGGUGUUGAUGUCUGUGGGAACAGCAAAACCAGCAGCUCAUCUUCCAUCAAGCCAUUGAAGAAAUCUCAAGCUCCAUUGAUGUCCUACACACUGUGUGCUGUCAUUAAUGUUGCUUUGUUUCUUCUAACAUUGCAUCAUGGGCUGUGUUCUUGUUAAUGAUGUUAGAGAUAUAGACUAUGAAUACUGUAUUAAUAGUUCGAUUCUUUAGAGCAAGGGAUGUUACCUGGAUUUUAAGAUUAUGGUUUUGUAUCACUUAGGACAAAAUACAUUUACAUUCUUGCUUUUUCAUCUUGUAUGACGUGUUUGGAUCGAUAAAUUUAAAGGCAAG
This is a messenger RNA of Sesamum indicum (sesame), 1749 nucleotides long. RefSeq names its product receptor like protein 29 (gene RLP29). NCBI's taxonomy places the organism in Eukaryota, Viridiplantae, Streptophyta, Magnoliopsida, Lamiales, Pedaliaceae. The record is from RefSeq and is a predicted model, not a curated record. Gene Ontology annotation, molecular function: protein binding.